CAAGCAUACGUAUAAACGUCACACUUGUAGCAGCAUCUAGUGGCAAACGUCGCACGUCGUCGACCCAAUUCGCCUUGGCGCUUUCUGGACCCAACAAGUUCGGUUUUAUAAGUCCGGCUUUCUCACGCACAGCCCGGCUGGCUGAUUAAGCUUCUCCACGGGAUAAAUACAUGAACGGGAUUUGUUCUGUCCACGUAAGCUAAGCUAAGGUUUAGCCACGAGAGCUUUUAGGUUGUUGACGUCUUCGUUUGUGCAAACGCGCCAUGGUUUUGCUAAAGAACCUCCGACCUCCUACCGAAGGAAUUCGGCUGCAGCAGGCCGACACGGCGGCCGUCUUGGACGGACACAAGCUGGGCAACGGGACGCUCUAUGUCACCGAAACGCGUUUGUCGUGGUUUGAUGGUGCGGGGUUGGGGUUCAGUCUGGAGUACCCUACCAUCGGCCUGCACGCCAUCUCCAGAGAUGUCAGCGCUUACCCCCAAGAACAUCUCUACGUCAUGGUCAACGGAAAACUCAGCGAGGAGAAUGAGGCCGAAAUGGCAGAGAAGCCGGCAGAAGAUGAGGAUGACGGAGUGGGUAGUUCGGAAGAUGAAGAUGAUGGUGGAGAUGAUGAGGAAGGAGGCAUCACGGAGAUUCGAUUUGUGCCCGGUGACAAAGCAGUGUUGGACUCGAUGUUUGCGGCAAUGUGCGAGUGUCAGGCGCUGCAUCCUGAUCCUGAAGAUGAGGAUUCUGACAAUGACUUUGAAGGAGAAGAGUACGACGUGGAGGAGGCCGAGGCCGGUAAGAGCAUCCGUCACACACUCUGAGCUUGAACCCGUUUUUAACAGUGCGUCGCAAUCCUUGGAUCAGAGCACGGCCACGCCGACAUCCCGACGUUCUACACGUGUGACGAGGGUCUGUCUUCACUGACUCAGGAGGGCCAAGCCACGCUUGAGAGGCUGGAGGGCAUGUUGGCACAAAGCGUGGCACAGCGAUACCACAUGGGCGGUGUACGCACCGAGCAGGGAGACGGACGCUUUGAAGAUGGCAUGGAGGUGGAUGGAGAUGCUGAUGCAGAAGCAGGACAGUUUGAGGAUGCAGAUGUUGACCACUGAUGGACCACGGGUGCAUCGUGGCAGCUGCACUCCUUCAAGGCGUCCUGGGCACUUGCUGUUUGUCGCUGUUAGUCAUCCCAAGUUGUGUUGUUGCUAACCAAAAUAGUUCAUUCCUCCCCAAGUUACUUUUUGUAUGUAAACAAAUGUAACAAUGAGGCAUCGUUUGUAGUCAAUUCUCAAUAAAAGAUUACGUUUUCUAGAAA
Molecule: messenger RNA, 1297 nt
Organism: Syngnathus typhle (broad-nosed pipefish)
Lineage: Eukaryota; Metazoa; Chordata; Actinopteri; Syngnathiformes; Syngnathidae
Gene: clns1a
Product: chloride channel, nucleotide-sensitive, 1A
Exons: 7
Coding region: 264-806 (180 amino acids)
Biological process (GO): mRNA cis splicing, via spliceosome; cell volume homeostasis; spliceosomal snRNP assembly
Cellular component (GO): cytosol; methylosome; spliceosomal complex
Source: RefSeq, a predicted model, not a curated record